This is a messenger RNA of Cyphellophora attinorum, 1274 nucleotides long. RefSeq lists its product as uncharacterized. The record is from RefSeq and is a predicted model, not a curated record. NCBI's taxonomy places the organism in Eukaryota, Fungi, Ascomycota, Eurotiomycetes, Chaetothyriales, Cyphellophoraceae. The transcript is spliced from 5 exons. The annotation marks the transcript as partial.
AUGCCUUCCACAUCGGGACAGACUACUAGUUCGACAAGUAGCGUCGGCUUUGUUGAAGCGUCUCCUUCCACAACCUUGACAGCAACCCCGCCGGCUUCCUCGACGCCAUUCGUCCUGAGUCCGGACGACGGUAUCCCAAUUGACCAGCGACUUUUCAUCUUCUCCAUUGACCUGUCCCCAGGUUGGCAUCCACAGAAACGCCAGAGUGCAGCCUAUAUAGAUACUUCAGGGCAGACAACGGGCGAUUGUACGAACGCUGUGGUGUUCUCAAUCACAUCUGACGGGCAGUUGUUCGCAAAUACGUCUAGUGGGAGUUUGCAAUUCGGCACAGAUCCUGGGGUCCCCUACCAGAAUUUUACGGCGUCUGCCACUCCGGGUUCUAUUGUCAGCUUCUUCAGCGUCGACCCUGAAAACAACCUAAUGUGGGCCAACACAGCCUUCUUCACAAAUAUGGCACGGUUCUGCGUACAGCCCAGUGGAAACCUGCUCGCAGUGUUCAUAGACCCGUCGCAGGCUCCUUCGGAUUGCACAUUCGUCCAACUGUCGCUUAAUCGCGCGUCUCAAUGUGCUGGGCUCGUGCCCGGACCUCCCCACCUGGUCCGCAAGGGCCUCAAGGCGAUCCCGGCCCAAGCGGACCUUCUGGUGCCGAUGGAACGCAAGGCUUUCAAGGACCGACGGGUCCGCAAGGACCCCAAGGCGUUGCUGGCCCAAGCGGUCCGGCCGGUCCGCAGGGAGCGCAAGGUGUUGCCGGUCCCAGUGGUCCCUCUGGCCCACAGGGCGCACAAGGUGUUGCCGGUCCCAGCGGUCCUUCUGGCCCACAAGGCGCACAAGGGGUCGCUGGGCCCAGUGGUGCGCAAGGUGUGGCAGGACCGAGCGGGCCACAGGGAGCACAAGGUGUCGCAGGACCAAGCGGACCGCAAGGAGCUCAAGGCGUCGCAGGACCAAGUGGACCUGCAGGACCCCAAGGAAGCCAGGGUGUUCAAGGUCCUCAAGGAAGCCAGGGUGUCCAAGGCCCUCAAGGAAGCCAGGGUGUCCAAGGCCCUCAAGGAAGCCAGGGAGUUCAGGGAGUCGCUGGACCAAGCGGGCCUGCAGGCCCUCAAGGAAGUCAGGGAGUUCAAGGUCCCCAAGGAAGCCAGGGAGUACAGGGAGUUGCCGGUCCCAGCGGAGCUGCAGGACCCCAGGGAAGUCAGGGGGUACAGGGAGUCGCCGGUCCCAGUGGGCCUGCAGGGCCCCAAGGAAGUCAGGGAGUUCAAGGUCCCCAAGGAAGCCAGGGA